AUGUCCGGCUUUGGGAAACGACCGACGCAGGGCAAUGCCGAGCACACGGCGAAACGCAAGAAGGAAGAAGCAAGAGAUGGAAGUGCUUACGAGACCCAUCUGGCCAAGCUUGCCGCUAAUACCUCUCCGUCGAAACGCUCGAUUCUGGACCGCACGAAGUGCCAGCGGCCGAAGCCAGAGACCCCCGAUUUCACGACGACCAACUUUUCGAUGCAGGUCUUGGAGGUUGAGACCUUCUACGAACCAGGCAGUGCAACGAGCUACGAUCGGACUAAUGUUCGGCUUUUCGGCAUGACGAUGGAGGGCAAUUCGGCUUGCGUGACCGUCACCGACUACUUUCCACAUUUCUAUUUCCCGGCCCCGUCGGGCUUUGCUGCCGAGCAUUUAGAUACGGCUCAACGAAACAUGAACACAGCCAUUGCCAACAAUCUUCGGCGGGCUUCUUCAAAUACGAAUCUUAGUGAUGUUGUCAUCAACAACCUCGUGCACCUGUCGAUUGUCCAGGGCGAGGGGUUAUACGGGUUUAAAGGCUCCAACAAAAAGUCGCCAUUCAUAAAAGUCACCGGAACCACAGCCACGUUGAAUAAGGCAAAACAAGAACUCAAAAAUGGCGUGAAUCUUAUGGGUCGAGGCUCUGAUUCGGUUGCCCAACUCUUCGAGGCGAACAUUGAUGCCGAGGUGAAAUUCAUGGCUCAGAGCGGCGUGGUCGGGUGCGGAUGGAUCGAGAUUAUGGCGUACAAAAGCAAGAUGCCGUUGCAGAACAAAACACAUUGUCAAAUCGAGCUGAUCGUAUCGGUUGAUGAUCUGAUCAUCCAUGCGCCGGAGGGGACUUGGGGGAAAGUGGCGCCGAUUCGGACCCUUUCUUUUGAUAUUGAAUGUAUGGGAAGGAGAGGAAUUUUCCCUGAGCCUGAGCAUGACCCUGUCAUCCAGAUCGCUUGUAUGGUGAAGAUUGAGGGAACGCCGGAACCAUUCCUCCGCUGCUGCUUCGUACUCGGGACUUGUGCUCCGGUUAUUGGCUCGGAGAUUAUCCAAUGUGCCACCGAAAAGGAGCUGCUUGAAAAAUGGACCGAUUUUGUCCGUCUCGUCGAUCCGGAUAUCCUGACCGGCUAUAAUAUCCUCAAUUUCGACUUGCCCUACAUUUUGGAUCGAGCAAAGGCGCUCAAACUCCCAAAAGUGGCGCUCCUUGGCCGGCUGAAGGACAAGGCCUCCUCGGUCCGUGAAUCCACCCUCAGCAGCAAGCAAAUGGGCUCCCGUGUUAAUAAGAAUAUCGACAUUCACGGGCGUGUGAUUUUUGAUGUUUUGCAGGUGGUCAUGCGAGACUACAAACUGCGCAGCUACACCCUCAACUCGGUCUCAUACCACUUCCUCGCUGAACAAAAGGAGGAUGUUGAGCACAGCACCAUUCCGGAUCUCCAGAUGGGCGACGAUCAGACGAGACGACGAUUGGCGAUUUACUGUAUGAAAGACGCAGCGCUGCCCCUUCGCCUUCUCGACAAGCUGAUGUCCAUCAUCAACUACAUGGAGAUGGCCAGGGUCACCGGGGUGCCGAUCAACUACCUAUUGACGAGAGGCCAGCAGAUUAAGAUUCUUUCUAUGAUGUUGAGAAAAUGCAAAACGGAGCAUUUCUUCUUGCCCGUGAUCGAGGUGCAGGGCGGUGAUGAUGUUGGUUAUGAAGGAGCCACCGUCAUCGAGCCGAUCCGCGGCUUUUACCGCGAGCCGAUUGCCACCCUCGAUUUUGCCUCCCUGUACCCCUCCAUCAUGAUUGCGCAUAAUUUGUGUUACACGACUUUGCUAAAGGGUCCGGUGGACACAAUGAUCGAGGGAAAAGACUACACUCGCACUCCAUCCGGCAACUUCUUCUGCACAAGGACGCAUCGCAGUGGCCUUUUACCGACAAUUUUGGAAGACCUACUGUCGGCCAGAAAACGGGCAAAGAACGAUUUGAAGCGCGAGACCGACGAGUUCAGAAAGAUGGUGCUGAAUGGGCGACAGCUGGCUUUGAAGGUUUCCGCCAACUCCGUGUAUGGCUUCACGGGCGCCACCGUCGGCAAGCUGCCCUGCUUGGAGAUCUCGCAGUCGGUCACCGCCUUUGGGCGCCAAAUGAUUGAGCUGACGAAAAAGACCGUCGAAGAUCAAUACAAAAAGGGAGCCGUGGAUGGGAAGUGCCCUCAGGAUGCCAAGGUCAUCUACGGUGACACUGACUCGGUGAUGGUCAAAUUCGGAGUGGAAACCGUAGCCCAGGCUAUGGAAAUUGGCCUCCACGCCGCCACGGAAGUCUCCAAGAUUUUUGUCGCCCCGAUUAAGCUGGAAUUUGAAAAAGUCUACUACCCGUAUCUGUUGAUCAACAAGAAGCGCUACGCGGGCCUCUACUUCACCAAGCCCGACAAGCACGACAAGGUGGAUUGCAAGGGUCUCGAGACGGUGCGCCGUGACAACGCUCCUCUCGUCGCGAAGGUGCUGGGGACUUGUCUGGAGAAGCUGUUGAUCGAUCGGAAUGCUGAUGACGCGCUUGCCUAUGCGAAGAAAAUGAUCUCGGACCUCCUCUGCAACAGAAUCGACAUUUCGAUGCUCAUCAUCAGCAAGGAGUUGACGAAGAGCGGAGAUAAAUACCAAUCCCGACUUCCACACGUUGAACUUGCUGCCCGGAUGCGGAAACGUGACCCGGGAUCAGCACCGCGGCUCGGCGACCGUGUCCCUUACGUUAUUAUGGCCGGAACCAAAAAUAUGGCCGCCUAUGAAAAAGCCGAGGAUCCGAACUACGUGCUGGAGAAUAACAUUCCGCUCGAUACCAGGUACUACCUCACCAACCAGCUGGCCAAGCCGUUGGCCCGAAUUUUCGACCCGAUUCUCGAUGGAAAAGCCGAGAAAAUUCUGCUAGAGGGGGAGCACACCUUGACGAAGACGGUCGUCCAGCCAAAGGUCGGCGGCUUGGCGGCGUUCACCACAAAAUCGAAGACGUGCCUCGGCUGCAAGGCCGUUCUCAAGGGCGACCGGAAAGACUGCGCAACCUGUGAACAUUGCAAGGAGAAGCAGGCCGAUAUUUAUGCUACCAGAUGCGCCAGCGUGAACGCGCUCGAGCACAACUUUUCCCGACUCUGGACCGAAUGCCAGAAUUGCGCCAAGACGAUGCACGAGAAGGUGAACUGCUCGGCCCGGGAUUGCCCGAUCUACUACGCGCGCGAGAAGGUGCGCGGCGACCUGAAGGAGGCCUACGAGGUUAUGGAAAGAUUCGGGGACCCCUGCUGG
This is a messenger RNA of Mesorhabditis spiculigera, 3246 nucleotides long. Lineage: Eukaryota; Metazoa; Nematoda; Chromadorea; Rhabditida; Rhabditidae. The record is from the annotation of a GenBank genome assembly.